Molecule: messenger RNA, 5576 nt
Organism: Biomphalaria glabrata
Lineage: Eukaryota; Metazoa; Mollusca; Gastropoda; Planorbidae
Product: DNA-binding protein RFX6-like
Exons: 20
Coding region: 416-2980 (854 amino acids)
Biological process (GO): regulation of transcription by RNA polymerase II
Molecular function (GO): RNA polymerase II cis-regulatory region sequence-specific DNA binding; DNA-binding transcription factor activity, RNA polymerase II-specific
Source: RefSeq, a predicted model, not a curated record
CCAGCACCGCGCUACACAUUACAGCUUAUCUCACAACUUGAUAUUGCUCUUUGUUUUAAAUACAGACUUAAACACUGUUGUUUCAACUCAGACUUCUUAAAACAAUGCUGCAUUUGGAUGUAAGGGUCGAUAACAUCACUAAUAGUUAGUGGCGAACACAAGUUUUCAGAUGCUCUUUCAAACUGUGGUCUUACAAUCCCAGAAAAAUUCAACUCCUAGCUGGCAUUAAGGUGUAUCAAGUAAUCUUUCAUUUAAACAUAUUUUUUUUUUCGUAAAAAAUGUUUUGUUGGCAGUAGCUACAUCACACAAUGAAAGACGCAGCGGUCUUAAGGCAUGUCGACCUGUGACAUUAUUGAGCCAGGGUCUCUGAUUCAGUCAUCGUGAGCCGACGAUUAAAUCUAUUACGCAUAGAUGCAUGGUGACAUAUCCUUUCUUGACACCAGAGAAAGUCACAUACUGUACACAAAGAGACCUUGCUGCAUACCCUGCUUCGAUAUCACAGCCACAUACGAUGUCGUUUCAAAGUAUACCACCGCAUAAUGGCAGGUUGUCUAGUCAUGAAAUAAAACUAGCAUCUAAAGGAGAGAUGUCAAUACAACUCAAAGACUCCAUUUAUAAUUUUAGUGAGAGUACCAAUGUUAUUUAUCCAACCGAUGGAUCUAGUCAAUAUUGUCAAGAAAAAACACCAAGUAAAGAAACUUUUGACACUCAAAUAAACCAAAACAUAUUCCCUGUCCCUAAGCAAGACGAUGGUCAACCUAAUAUGGAGGAGGGUAUUUCCUCUAAGGACAAGCAACUAACAGCUACAUUGAAAUGGCUCAGUGAGAACUAUGAACUGGCAGAGGGUGUUUGUUUACCGCGUUGUGUUCUCUACCUUCACUACCUAGACUUUUGUAAGAAACAAGACUUUAAACCUGCAGGGGCAGCAACUUUCGGAAAGUUAAUUCGCCAGAAAUUUAAAUCUAUAACAACCAGAAGAUUGGGGACACGAGGACAGUCGAAGUAUCAUUAUUAUGGUAUCGGUAUCCUAGAGUCUUCUGUCUAUUAUCAGUCUGUAUAUACAGGUAAAGGUUUAACAAGGUUUUCAAGUAUUAAGAUUAAAACUGAGAACUCCAAUAGAAAAUAUUCGCUCAGUUCAAAGACUGGAACAUUAUUACCUGAAUUUCCUAAUGCUCACAAGUUCAAAUUACCAAGUAGUGACAUCACUGAAAAGAUGAACACUUUACUAAUUAUGUAUAGAACACAUUCACAGAGAAUUCUGGAUAGCGUCAUAACAGCGAAUUUUGAAGAGAUACAAAAUUUACUUGUUCAUUUUUGGCAAGGUUUUCCUGAACAUCUUCAAAGCCUUCUUUCUUACCCAGUAACAUGUCACGUGAUUGCAAUAUGUGAUUCCAUUCUGUAUUCGGUCUUAAUAGAUGUUUUAAUACCAAACACAAUACAAGACAUGCCAGAAAAUUUGUUGAUAGACCUUAGAGCAUUUUUAAAAAGUCUUCGACACUGGCUCCAGAAUUCAUUUCACAUUGACACCCCUGAAGAUAUUAAGCAAACUAAAUAUCAAAUUUUGCAACAGUUUCUGCGCAGCAUGGCCAGGCAGCUGGCAUUUAUAAAAAUGGCACAGAUAUGCAGAUGCCAACUGUCCAAUAUUGAACUGACAUACAAGGCUUUGUGUGACCUUGAUCAAAUUGAUUUUGACCAAAUAUGUAUUCUCUCAAAUUUCACAGUACAGGAUACAUCUGUUGUUAAUAAUCAGCUUGCUUGUAGGAUGUUUGAAGAACUAAAGAGUAUACUGCAGAAACAAAGUCAGAUAGAAAGUUACACAGACUGGAUAGACAGUUUAAUUGACAAGUGUGUUUUAAAGGGAAGUGAACAGAAUGCAUUGGAAAUGUUCCAGCAGAGAGCAAGUAAUUUCCUCUUGCAGUGGACAUUGUUUGGAUCUCUUCUGAUGAAAGAGCUUACGUUGAAUAAUUGUCAGACUUUUGCUUUUCUUCAUCUUCUGAAGUUGACAUUAGAUGAAUAUGUUCUGCUUGUUAUAGAAACACAAACUGACAAACAUGCUGAUAACCUGUUACACAAAAACCUGCAGAAAUUUAUGAACAAUGCUGAUGAAAUACAGAUGCAAGCUUCUGUCAGGCCACAAAGGCAUAAUUAUCAAGAAACUGUUAAAUCUAAAAAGUCAGUAAAUGAAGAUAGACAGAGCCCUGAUAAAACUACAGAAAAACAUUGUGAAAACUUUGAAAGACAAUUAUUCACCAGUGAAUUGACAAAUGGGAACACAUUGAAACCAACCAAAGUAAAUAAAGAAAUCACUCAUAAAGAUAAAACAAGCACAUCACCAAGUAAUUUGAAGUGCACAUCUUUAAACUCAAGUUCCCUCCCUUCUAUUGAGCAUUUCCAAUCAUCUGACCACAAUCCAUACAUUCAUGCAUUGACUUACACAGAUUUCAUCAACCAUGCUCCUCAUGGGUCAUUCCAAAGUCUUCAUGACCUUAGCACACCACAGACUUUUCAUACAAGGACAUUGAAUUCUGUGGUCAAUACUUCCUCACAAGCAAGCUACUGGGUUGGGUCAAGCAUCAAUCAUUCAGAUCUGGGUGAUCCAUAUAGUCUUAGCUAUGGUAAUUAUCCAUACUCUUAUAAUACAUUAAUCAGAGAAACAAUGUAUCAGGACAGCUUUGGAAGAGCAAACAAUACUCAAGAUUGUUCAAUGUUAGACAAUUUUUCUAGAACCAACUACUUACUUGAGAAUCUGACAAGACCAACUCUAUGUUUAGAUACAACCAGGCCCACAGUUUACUAUAAAGGUCAAACAGAAAAUAAACAAGUUAAAUCAUUUGUCCCUAUGGAAGCACACAACAACAGACAAAUGGAUGUUACUGGCAGUCAGUAUCUCCAGUCUGAGAGUUUUUACUAUCAGGGGGAUGUAGAAGCACCUUUACCACAUCUCAGCAAGUCAUAUCUUCAGGCCAACGUUAGGAGAUAGCAUGAAGUUAUAAGCAACAUUACUUGUGUUGAUAAUGUGCCUCUAACUGCUAGUGCUUACUUUAGAAAAUAUUACAAGACAAUAAUUUUUUUCUCUCUUAAUAAUAAUUAAAUAAUUAUGUUAUGUUAAUAUCAGUUGGCUUAUUUUUAUGUGCCAAAAUUUUGUUUAGUAAAUAACCUCUAUAGAAUGUAUUGAUUGUAUGAUUGCACUUGUUGAUCAGAUAUUAACUCUCUCUCUGUAAUUAUUUUAUUUUUCCACAUUGUGCCGGAAUUUAUUUUGCUCUUAACUAUUUCACUAUCCUGUUAAGAUAAAGCUUCAAUAACGUUUUUGUUUGUUAUCAGAAAUGUUAUAUUUGGUCUAGAAUUAACGGGGAAUGCAUGCUCUUUCUAUACAACACAAAGUAUAUUCUCCCAUGAUGUAAAAUGUUUGAACUUGUUGCUUUUAUAGAGUUGUCCAAAAGUAGGUGGACAAUAUGUUCAAUAGGAUUCUGUGUUGGCUAUAUUAUGACAAUCAGUAGAGCUGUUAUUUAUGCUCUAUUAUUGGCAAUAUUCUUUCCACUUUUGAACUAAUCUCUAUAUCAUGUGACUUGGUAUUAAUAUCAUCAAAGAAUCACACUGAUAAAAUUAUGAUCAACUUGUAUACCUAGUGAUAUUUUAAAAAUAAAAAAUUCUUUGUAUUUUCUUUUGCUAAUCUUUUAUCUAUGUAUGUAUAAUAUUAAGAUAUAUAUCAAAUUGAGAACAAAAUAAAGAACUAGCAAGAUUAAAAAAAAACAAAAAAAAAACCUGCCAACAGACUGUUUAACUCAGUCUUCUAUUGAUACACUAUUUUGUUUUGUCUUUUGUUCAAACUAUCCAUUUAGUUUUAACUGUUCUUGUGCUUAUAGUAUACAAUAGAAGUUAUGAUGUGAGAUGCCAGGCUCAUUUUGAAGAGAUUAAAAUUUAAGUUAACAUUACAUGUAUUUCAAAAUAAUGCUAAAAUAGAUAUCAAGGGAUACAUAGAUAAAUAAUCAUAAUUGUGUAUAAACUUUCCAAAAAUGAAUAAUGUAUAACGUUGAAUUUGUAAAAGUUUUGUAUUGAGAAAACUUUCCACAUUAGUGACAUAAUUAUGCACAUUUUAAAGAGCUUUCUAAUUUAAGAAUUUAAAUCAUAUGCUGUAAAUAAACAACUUAUAAGAAUGAUACCAGUGUAAUUAACUUAUUUUAUUGCCUAUUUUAGUAAAACACAUUCAAAUUAAAUCAUAACAUUCAAUCAUAUUAACAAAUGCAAAGAAAUGUGUAUUUUUGAUAUUCAUUAAUAUAUAUAUCACAGACAUAAACCAUUCAAUUAUAAUAAAAUGAAGCUUGAAUGAAAAGUGAUGAUAGCCUGCAGAAUGAUACUACAAUUAGUGAGAUUUUUAUAUAGCAUUAUUGUAGUUCUCUUUUAGUGAAUGCUUUUUUUUAUCUUAAUAAAUGCCAAAACUAUAACACCCAGGGAAUUUACAAUUUUGACAGGCCUUGUAGAAGUUACUGAAAAACUUUAGAAUAAAAUAACAGAUUCAGGUUCUUUCUUAUAUUUCUAUUAAGAUAUAAGUGACUUCUAUUAUCAAUGCUGUAAUUGUUUUCUUUUUAAUCUUUGCAUUACUGGAUACAGUCAUCAAAAUUGUCAAUAAACAUGUCCUCAAACACUAUCCACAUAAGCACACUUGGACAGUAAAUAAAAAAGCAAUGACUCCCUUAUUCCAUAAAGAACUUAAACAUUUCCCUUUUCUUUAAGUUUCCUGUUAAGCAGGCAGUUUUUUUUUUUCCCUUCCUUUGGAUGAGUAAAAACAAAAAAGGAUAUUUUAGUAGUUACUCAUCUAAUGAACCAAUAGCUUAAUCUCUAAAUUCUGUGCCCUGUAAAUCUAGUGAGUGAAGACAGGUGUAUUAUUUUACCAAUUACAAUUGAAGGAAAUGACUGGGAAAUGUCAAUAUCUUUAAGAGAAGCUAACCUACACGCCCUACACCUAAAUGUAAACUCUGAGUUAUAAAAAAAAUUCAAGAAUAACAUCUGAUCUUUUAGCAAAUAGAAAAUAUCUUUUCUUUAAUUGCCCUAAACAAAAACAAUUGGUAAAAUAAAUAUUUCUAAUCGUACAGAUUUAUUACAGUGUAGAUCUAUUAUAAAAUUAAUGAUAUGACUGAUCGAAACUAACUGAUACACUUAAUAUAAGCUUUGUUUUUUAAAAAAGUAUUUUUAUGUAUUUUGUUUAUUUAGGGUUAUCAUCACAUAUCUGAAUAAAUAGCAAGAUGUAUGCUGAUGAAGUGGAGAUUGUCAAUGUUAAUUGAACAUUGGCUCUGAGUAGAAGAUACAUUUACACAACAUCAAACAUUUACUCUGCUUACAAGACCUUGGGUGAUUAAAAACGACUGACACUUGCACAAUGACCAAAAAGAGAAAAAACAUUCCUCAUUUAUAUUAUUCUAAUUUGCUUUUGAGUUUGUUUUUCAGUAGUACAGGUAGAAGUGCCACCGCCGCAAAGAGAGCUAAGAGUCCAAUGUUAUACCAAGACAUUGCUUCACUAGUUGAAGACAGUUUGUGAAGAGUGGUUCCAGCUUGUAUAAACACAAAAGAUGGUGGUGCUA